Molecule: messenger RNA, 3615 nt
Organism: Ylistrum balloti
Lineage: Eukaryota; Metazoa; Mollusca; Bivalvia; Pectinida; Pectinidae
Product: ATP-binding cassette sub-family C member 5-like
Exons: 26
Coding region: 1-3615 (1204 amino acids)
Biological process (GO): transmembrane transport
Cellular component (GO): membrane
Molecular function (GO): ABC-type transporter activity; ATP binding; ATP hydrolysis activity
Source: RefSeq, a predicted model, not a curated record
AUGGAUUGUAUCUGGAGAAUUCUAGACAAGUUCAUUGACGAAAAGAAAGCUGCGGAAAAACUGAAGCUCUUGGACCGGAAGCAAAUCAAUGAACCGAUUCCAAUUGAUAACAUUGGGAUCUGGUCCUACGUAACCAUUGGAUGGCUUUCUCCGCUUAUAAUGAAGCUCUUCAGAGACCGAAACAGAGAAAUAAGAGAGGACGAUGUAUGGAGAUGUUCAGAAAUGGAGGCAUGUGACAUCAAUACAGAAAGAAGUUUUCCUUUUCCUCUAGGAACAAGAUUUCGAUCUGGAAUACUAGGAAUAACAUACAAGAAACUCCUAAAACUCAAGAAUGUUAACGGAAAGACUGCUUCGGAAGUCAUUACAAUAUUCGGAUCGGACGCCUUAAGAGUGCUGCUCAACACAGAGAUGUUCGUCUACAUUUUAUCCGUUCCCAUCUACAUGAUAAUCGGAACAACCUACCUUUACCAUCUUAUUGGGAUUUGGUGUUUUACAGCAUUUGUAUCAUUUCUUGUGAUGUAUGCCUUACAGGCCUGUCUAAUUGAAGUUAUUGCUUGUCUCAGACGACGGACAUUAGGUUGGACGGAUUUGAGGAUACAAAAGACAUAUGAAGUUCUUGCUAACAUGAAGUUGAUAAAAAUGUAUGCUUGGGAGGAACCGUUUCACAAUUCUAUAAAAGAUAUACGAGAGACGGAAAGUAAGCCACUAAUGAAAUCUUCGAUAUUACAUAGCAUUACCGGUGCUGUUAUUCCGCUCACACCAUCACUUGCCACGGUAGUAACUAUAGCCUCCUAUGUCUACGCAGGGAACGGACUGACAGCAUCAACGGGCUUUUCAAUUGUUGCUACCCUUACUUUCAUGCGGAAUAUAGUAUCCUUUGUUCCAUACGCUUCUCGAAUAUUUGGAGAAACACUGAUCAGUUUUGAAAGAAUAAAGCGUUUUAUGUUGGAAGAAGAAUUCAACCCACCAAGGCGAGAUGUCUUAGAAUCGAACAAUGCUGUUGAGCUCCGUGAUACGGUAUUUAUGUGGGGAAAUGAUAACAACAAUGACCCCAAUAUAAACAACGAUCACCGAAUGUCAGAACAGAACAUCAAAGAUAUCAAUGGACGCGAAACGAUGACGACGUCGCUAGUGCUACGUAACAUCAACCUAACACUCGCCAGGGGGAAGCAUAUAGGAAUUUGUGGUACGGUCGGCUGUGGGAAGUCCUCUUUGUUACAAGCAAUGAUAGGACGGAUGCCCCUGAUCACAGGUCACCUUGCUGUCGGUGGUACAGUUGCAUAUGCGGCACAACAAGCCUGGAUAUUUAACGCCACGCUGAGGGAAAACAUCUUAUUUGGAAGAGCCUAUCAACAGGAAUGGUACACAACUGUUUUACAAGCCUGUUGUUUGUCUCCAGAUAUCAGUAUAUUGCCAAAUGGUGACAUGACUGAGAUUGGUGACCGAGGACUAAACCUAAGUGGUGGUCAAAAACAGCGCGUGAGCCUGGCACGUGCUGUGUACAGUAAAAGAGAUAUCUAUAUCCUAGACGAUCCUUUUUCGGCCGUUGAUGUCCACGUCGGACAGCAUUUGUUCCACAGAUGCAUCAACGACGUUUUGAAGAAUAAAACAGUUGUUUUAGUGACUCACCAGCUCCAGUAUUUAAAACACUGUGACGAAAUUUACGUUAUGGAUGAAGGUGAAAUAGCUGAACAUGGAACCCAUGAUUCGUUGUUGUAUCGGUCUGGACAUUACAAAAAGUUGUUGGAACAGUUCAAUAUGACCCAUACAAAUAGUACAGAUGAUAAAACUCAAGCAGAAGAUGACAUGGAUUCGAAAUUAAGAACAGGGAACGCCAAUCGGCAACAGUAUUCCGGAACAGACAACUCUGAGGUCAACAACGGAAAAGGUUACAAUUCUGUGCCAAUUGUCACUAUUUCUGGACAAAUGGAAAUUCCCCCCGAAUCUAAUGAAACGAGAUUUUCUGUUGAUGAGAAUGCCACCACCUUCUCAUUACCGACAAUUAUUAAUUCUACACGGGUAAGAGAAGAUAAAUCAGACUACACAGACUGGUAUUUGACUGUUUAUAUCUAUGCAGCUGCAGGAGUGACUGGAAUGGCUGUAUUGAAAGGAAUUGUCAUUGGAAUGGUGGUAAUAAAUGCAUCUGUGAAUCUUCACAACAAAGCCAUUAAGAGAGUGAUGGGUACUCCAAUGCGGUACUUUGACGCGAAUCCACCAGGUAGAAUCCUGAACAGAUUCUCGCGAGACAUUGAGGAAGCUGAUGUGUUUAUACCAUAUAUGAUGGAUCAUCUCCUUCAGAUAACAAUCAUCGUUAUUACCUCCCUUGCCACCAUUGCCUAUAAUUUCCCUUGGAUUCUCUUACCGAUUAUUCCAGUUGUUUUUUGCGUUUACAUCAUACAGACCAUAUCAUCUGUGGCAAUCCGAAAUUUCAAGCGUCUGGAAAAUGUGGUUAGGUCACCUCUCCUAAGCCAUGUGACCACAUCAUGCAUUGGACUUAGUACCAUUGUUGCUUACUCCGAAGAAAACGACUUCAUUAAUGGGUGUAAGCAAUACUCGGACAGGACUACAGUUGGGAUAUUUCUGUAUGAAACCUGCCUUAAGUGGAUAGGCCAGCAGAUGAACAUGUGCGGUUUGGUUUUGUCACUUACAACAACCAUUGUUGUUUUGUUCACUAAGGACGCCAUAUCGCCAGCUUUUGCAGCUAUGUCCCUAACGAUGGCUAUCAAUGUAGCAUCUUUGACACAGUUCUUAUCUCAUGCUCUAAAUGACGUGGACGCCAGGUUUACAUCGAUAGAAAGAAUCCACGAGUACGAGAACCUUGAAAUCGAAAAGGAAACCGGAAAUUUACAAGUAGAUAAAACAUGGCCAAGUCAGGGACGAAUCACAUUUUCAAAUGUGGAGAUGAAAUAUCGCGAGGACAUGGAUCCCACUCUUAAAAAUAUCAGCUUCGAUAUUAUUCCCAAACAAAAGGUCGGCAUUGUUGGCCGGACAGGAGCGGGAAAGUCGUCAUUGACAGCUGCGCUGUUUAGACUGACUGAUCUAUCGGGAGGUCACGUGUUCAUCGAUGACGUAGAAAUUUGCUCUUUAUCUCGGAAAUUGCUGCGUUCAAAUUUAUCAUCAAUUCCACAAGACCCCGUCCUAUUUGCCGGUACAAUAAGAUAUAACCUUGACCCCUUCGACAAAUAUACGGACGAUCAGGUAUGGGCAGCUCUGGAACAAGUCCAUAUGAAGGAAAAGAUGAACCUCCUUGAGCAGACUCUUGACUUCUAUGUUGAGGAAAGUGGAGAAAACUUUUCAGUCGGUGAACGACAACUAAUAUGUUUGGCACGUGCAAUUCUACGUCAAAAUAAGAUUCUGGUCCUGGACGAAGCCACAGCGUCCAUCGACACGUCAACAGAUGCCAUGAUUCAAAAGACCAUCCGGGAUAGUUUCUCCGACUGUACUGUCCUAACAAUCGCUCACAGACUCAACACCGUCUUACACUGUGACGUCAUACUCGUCAUGGACGCUGGACGAGUGAUAGAAAUAGGCAGCCCACAGACUUUACUAAAGAGUCCAUCUUCUCAUUUCAAUUACAUGAUACGCUCUCAAACCGCGCUUCCGACAGACGCUUGA